Cryptomeria japonica (Japanese cedar) is the source of this 2210-nucleotide messenger RNA. Its product is annotated as aspartic proteinase 36. Gene Ontology annotation, molecular function: aspartic-type endopeptidase activity. Gene Ontology annotation, biological process: proteolysis. NCBI's taxonomy places the organism in Eukaryota, Viridiplantae, Streptophyta, Pinopsida, Cupressales, Cupressaceae. The coding region runs from base 602 to 2083 and encodes 493 amino acids. The record is from RefSeq and is a predicted model, not a curated record. The transcript is spliced from 10 exons.
UGACUGUAUAUAUGUUUAGGAGUUUAAUAAUGGAGUAGAUUUUAAUUGAGUGUACAUCUACGGCAUCAGAGUUUUAACUGACAAAGCGUGUUUUAAAGUGUGCUUGAAUUGCGUGGGAAGGAAAGGGAUGGCCAGGGACUGUAAAUAUUUCGAAGAGUAGAGAAAUUGAUCUACCAGACUCCUGUGAAUUUCCCCGUCUAUGUGACCCACCUUACGAAAGUGAAAGAUCACGUAUCGAGAUCAGCCGGCUUUUGAAAUUGGCUUGCAAGAUCGGGGUUUUAUAUAUUCAUAGUUUUAUUUAUUCAUUUUUUAUUUGUUUUCAGCUGAAAUAAGGGGAAGCGGGUCCUUCGGGGAUGAAUGUCAAGGAGGGAGUGUAAGGAAGAUGAAUGGUUUGAAUGCUUAAAAGUCGCGACUUUGAAUAAUGUGGCAGUUUAAACAAGGAGUUUGUGUUUAGUGUUUUUUCGGGCUGAUUAUGUGGGCACAUGAUUACUAAAUCCGCAAAAGCUCUGUUAAUUCUGCAAGUUUUUGUUUAGUAGUUUUUGGGCUCUUCAAUAGGGCACAGGAUUACUAAAUCCGCAAAAGUUCAUUCAAUUGUUGGAUAAUGGUGAGAUCUGGGCUUAACGGUUGCAGCAGCAGGGCCCGUGUUUUAGUUAUCGCGGUUGCAGCGUUGACGUUUCUGCUGGGUUUGGAUGGGGUUCACGGCGUCGGUGUUUUGAAUUUACAUCAUAAGUUCGCCCACAAAUGGAAUUCUUCUGACAGAAUUAAGGAUUUCAGGGAGCAUGAUUCCAGGCGCCAUAGCAGAAUUCUGUCAAACGUCGACAUUCCAAUUGGUGGCUCUGCGAAUCCCAAUAUUGCAGGGCUGUAUUAUGCUCAAAUAGGAUUAGGGGUUCCAGCCAAGCAGUAUUUUGUUCAAGUGGAUACAGGAAGUGAUAUCUUGUGGGUUAGUUGCACUCCUUGCGCAAAAUGCCCAAAGUCAAGUGGACUUGGGGUGCGAUUAACAAUUUAUAAUCCAGAUAACUCCGGUACUGUUGUUACUUGUGGUCAACCAUUUUGUAACUUAGUAAAUCAGGUUGACAACCUUGACAGUUGUAAGCAAAGCGAUCGGUGUCCAUAUGGUGUGCAGUAUGGGGAUGGAAGUUCAACUUCUGGAUAUUUUGUGAAGGAUACAUUGCAGUACAAUGAAUUAGUUGGAAAUUCCCAAAUGAGAACAGAAAAUGCAAGUGUCAUGUUUGGGUGCGGUUCUCAACAGUCAGGUGAUUUGUUACAGAGUGACCAAGCAUUGGAUGGUAUUCUUGGUUUUGGACAAGCCAAUACAUCUAUUCUCUCACAGCUAGCUUCAGCAGGUAAAGUCCGCAAGGUUUUUGCUCAUUGUUUAGAUGGAGACAAAGGAGGUGGCAUCCUGGCUAUUGGAGAUGUAGAAAAUGAUGUGCCAACUACUCCACUAAUUCCCAAUCAGUCUCAUUACAAUGUUAAUUUGAAAAGAAUAGAUAUUGAUGCUGCAGAUUUGGGAAUUGACCCAAAGGUGUUUGAAACUACUGACAAGCAAGGCACAAUUAUAGAUAGUGGUACAACUCUUGCCUAUAUAACGGAACAGGCUUUCAAGCCCUUGAUAACUGCGAUCAUGUCGGCGGAACCAAAUUUGGAUUAUAUAUUGCAAGAUGGCACAUAUUCAUUUGUUUAUGAUGGCAGUGUCAAUGAAGCAUUUCCAACGAUUACAUUGUAUUUUGAAGGAAAUUUGUCUAUGGCAGUUAAACCUAAUGACUAUCUUCUAUUAUCACCUGGAAACUAUUGGACUAUUGGGUGGCAAAACAGUGGAAACCAAGGAGAGGAGAACAAGUACAUGACAAUACUAGGAGAUUUGCUGCUGAAAAAUAAGCUAGUUAUUUAUGAUCUUGAGAGUCAAACAAUUGGAUGGAGAGAUUACAACUGUUCCUCAAGUAUUCAAAUGAAAGGCAACAAUGGUGCAUCUGAAUAUGUACAUGCAACAGAAAUUUCAAAUGGCUUUCUUAUCAGAGUGGGCAGAUUCCCAGUCUUCUUAGUUUCUCUACUGACAAUAGUCCUGCUUCAGUUGAAAAGCUUGUGAAAUGUACUUAAUUAUUUUUUGAUUAAUAUUUAAUUUUUGCAUGAAAUGUCAAUGCAUAUUGAUCUGUAUGUACGUAUAGUGCUUGGAAAGUUUAUAAUCAUUUAUCAAUUUUUUUCAUUUUGAAGUC